This is a messenger RNA of Condylostylus longicornis, 2122 nucleotides long. RefSeq names its product zinc finger protein 260-like. Bases 271 to 1965 code for a protein of 564 amino acids. NCBI's taxonomy places the organism in Eukaryota, Metazoa, Arthropoda, Insecta, Diptera, Dolichopodidae. The transcript is spliced from 6 exons. Gene Ontology annotation, biological process: regulation of transcription by RNA polymerase II. Gene Ontology annotation, molecular function: RNA polymerase II cis-regulatory region sequence-specific DNA binding; DNA-binding transcription factor activity, RNA polymerase II-specific. Gene Ontology annotation, cellular component: nucleus. The record is from RefSeq and is a predicted model, not a curated record.
AAAAAAAUACUAGCGAGGAUGUUUUAGUAAGAAAUGAGUAUAAGUUCAGCAGAUUCAAUUUUAAAGUACAUUAUUUGACUUAUUAAAAUUUUAGUUUGAUUGUUGCGAAGCCAAAGCGUGGUGUAUUCUUAUUAAAGAGUAUAUAUUAGAUUACUUACAAUAUUAUUUUAAAUUUUUUUUUAUGAAAAAGUUUUAAUAAAUUUUAUUUUGAAUAAUAAAUAAACCUAAUAACAAUAAAGUAGUGAAAAAUUAGAAAAUAAAUUUAAUAAAAUGGAAAUAAUACCUAUAACAACACCAAAUAUAAAAUUACCGGUAACAAUUACACCUGUGGUAAAUGAUGAAAUCGAAAAACCAAUUAAAAGACAACCAGAUUUAACAUUUCAUUGCAUGUGUUGUAAUGAAAUAUUUGAACAUCCUAAAACCCUAAUAGAUCAUAUGAAUAAAUUACAUUCUGAUUUAUCUGUAGAACAAGAACAACGGCCAACAACUAGUAAUAUAAAUCAAACAAAUGGAUUUAUUAAUGGAAAUAUAAUAUAUAAUGGAGUAGUAGGUGUUAAUAAACUUAGUAAUGGUUUAAUGAAAGUUAAUGAUGAUAAUGGGGAUGAGGAUGAUUUCGAAGAUGAUGAUGAAGAUGAUGAUGAGGAUGAUGAUAUUUAUAGUAGUGGUAUUAUUGAACCAAUAUGUGAAAUAACUGAUUUAUCUGAAGAAGAAAUACAAAAAUUUCAUAUUAAACAACAGCAAAAUAAUUUAAUUGAAUUCAAUCAAAAUAAUAUUCAAAUAAAUAGUGAUGCUGAAAUGGAUACGGACGGAAAUUCAGCUGAUAUUAAUCAAAUAUGGGGCCCAGAAACAUCAAUGGAUAACGAUGAAGAUGAUGAUGAUGAUGACGAUGAAGAAAAUGAAUUAGAAAUCGAUUUAGAUAAUGAAGAAAAUGAUAAAGAAAGUUAUUCAAGUAAUAGUAAUAAAGCUAGUUCACCAUCACAAUUUAUAAAUUUCCGUACAAGAAGAGGUAGAAGAAGUUUAGAAUAUCAAAAGCAAGCUGAAUUAAGAAAAGGUGAUCCAAGCAGUAAAAUUUUUCAAUGUUCACAAUGUGAAGAUUCAUUUCCAAAUGCUGGUGAUUUAGCAAAACACGUUAGAUGUCAUAUUACUAAUAAACCAUUUAUGUGUUCAAUAUGCGAGAAAUCGUUCACACAUAUUGGAUCCUUAAGUACUCAUAUUAGAAUUCAUUCUGGUGAAAAGCCUUAUAAAUGUGAGAUAUGCACAAAAAGUUUUACGCAAUCUUCCAGUUUAUUAGUACAUAUGAGAUCUCAUUCAGUUCGAAAACCUCACCAAUGUACUUUAUGCGAUAAAGGUUUUAUAAAUUCAAGUAGUUUAGUUUUGCAUAUAAAAGCUCAUGCCGAAGGUGAACCAUUUGCUUGCAGUGUUUGUGACAAAAGCUUUAAAAAUUCCAGUCUUUUAUCAGAACAUAUGUUACUUCAUCAAAAUGAUUCAGGAGUAUAUAAGUGCGCGAUUUGUCGUGAUAUAUUCAAAGGAAGCGCUGAAUUAGUGCAGCAUAUGAAAAUUCAUAUGGGCGAAAAACCUUUCCAAUGUUCCAUUUGUGAAAAAUCAUUCACCCAACCUGGUUCAUUAAACACUCACAUAAGAAUUCACUCUGGUGAAAAACCAUAUAAAUGUGAAAUUUGUAACAAAUCAUUUACACAAGCAUCUAGUCUAUCAGUUCAUAUGAAAAUUCAUACAAAUGAAAGAGGUUUUCCAUGUAAUGUUUGUGGUAAAACCUAUAGUCAACAAGCAUAUUUAAAAAAGCAUAUGGAAGGUCAUUUGCAAGGAGCAAACAUUAAUCAACCUUUGUCUUGUAUUGUUUGUGGUAGUCUAUUUAAAAAUGCAUUUGCUCUAGCUCAACAUGUUACACAAGUUCAUACAGAUUUACUGCAGACGCUUAAAAAUUUGCAAAAUUUAAAAUCUGAAUAAUCUUUCAAAAUUUAUUUUUAUGGAUAAAAUUAUUAUUACUACUUCCAAUUUGAUCAAUCAUACGUAUAUAUUUUUGUAAAACAAAAAAUUAUUGAUUUUCCAUUUUUUUUAUAUUUGUUUUACUAUCUGAAAAUAAUAAUUGUUAACAUAAUUUGCU